UUAUGAAAGAUUUGGUGGUUGAGAGUAACUGGCUCGCAUACUGAUGAGAUUAAAAUACCUAUGCAAACUUCAUCAUUGGCGACUUUGAGUGCAUCGAUGACACUUUUUACACAGUAAUUGUACUUGAAUACUUAAUACAAAGUCAGUCAGUACACAAUGCUGUACAUAUUGUCAUGUAUGAGAGCAUGCAUGUGUAGGGUUAGGUUUUCACUAUUAAUGUGCACUUUAAAAAUCAUGUUUAACCUUCAAAAACAUUGUAGAUGAAUUUAUAGGAUAUAUAUAUUCAUCAAUUUAUGAAUAUUUUCAAACAAUGUCAAUGCAGAGCAGGAUCAUUGGUGUGAAAAGUAAGGUUAUAUGUACAAAUCAUAGUCGAGAAAAAAUUCUACCGAGAUUUCUUCCAGAAAUCAUGUCUGAUUUAUCGGGGUUUUCAUUUACACUUUUCUCUGGAAACCUGCUAGAUUUGAAAAAUCUCGGUAGCCUUCAGGUACUUUCUCGGGAACGCUGCUACUAGGAUUUUUCGCACAUCAUCGCAACAUGGGUCCGAAAUUCUGUGAGCAAAAACUGCGCCUAUUUCACAGAGCUUGCAAACAAAACAUUCUGGACGAUAUCAGACGUUAUGUAAAACAAGGAUAUCCUGUCAACAGUCAUGCCGAUUCAAGCCUUGGUGAAAAAUUUUCCGGCUAUACGCCGCUACAUUUCGCCGUCGAAAAUAGGGAUGAAGAAACCGUUAUUUAUCUAUUGGAAAACGACUCUGACAUUACCGAGAGAAAUGCGGAUUGUUUGACUCCGGUUCACCUCGCGUAUUACAUCGAAGCUACCGAUUUGAUAUCUACAAUCUUCAAACACUCUACUUCGUUCAAAACGUACGAAAACGUAGUGGAUAGAUCGGGACUGACAACUUUUCAUAUCUGCUGUGCUUUGGGCAUUCCAGUGUUAAAUCAAUUCAUAAACAACGAAGUUAACGUAAACUGUUCGGUUUCUUUACUCGCCGACAAGGAUUGCGGCUUUACACCUUUGCAUUUUGCAGUCCGAAAUGGCUCUAUAGAGGAUGUAAGCCUACUUUUCGAAAAUUACGCCAAUCCUCACAUAACGUGCGAAGGAGGCCUUAGCCUGCUGCAUAUCGCGAGUGAAGGCUCUGACUCAUCAGCCAUCGUAGAGUUGCUGUUAUUGUACGAGACUGAUAUGAAGAUAAAGGACAACAAAGGUCGUACUGCGUUACACAGUGCUGUCGAACACCAGCGUUUGAAUAUCAUAAAGGUUCUAAUAAAACGCGGCGCUUCUAUACACGAGCGUGAUCUCCAAAAUCAGACUCCGUUUGACCUGGCCGUGAAGAGUAGACAGUACGCGGCUGUUGAUACGAUGUUAACGCUGUGCAAAAGUAGCUUCGAAACGCCUAUUAGCUUCUCUGAUAUCUUCGAUUUUGAUGAGUUUUGUGGCGUUUCCAGUGAGGCAAAAAUGAGCCAUAUCAAGACGUCUUCAGAACAGGAUAGUAAACGCCAUAGCUAUACAGCGUUGCAUUUCGCUGUACAAGAGAAACGCGAAGACAUCAUGAUUUAUUUGUUGGAGAACGGCGCUGACAUCUCGGCAAAGGGCGACAAUGGAUGGACUCCAGUUCACCAAGCCUAUUAUAAUAAUGAUUCAUUCGAACAGUUGAUAUACACACUCUUCAAGCACUCCGUAGUUAAUACUUUCGUCAAUGUAGCCGACGACACAGGACUGACACACUUUCAUAUCUGUUUCACCAUGAAUUACAUCCCAACCUCCAGUCUACAAGAAUUUUUAAAUAGCGGAACGGACAUAAACUGCGCAACUUCGUUACUUUCCGAGACUGAUCCAGGUUUUACUCCACUACAUUUUGCAAUUAAACGUGACUCCAUGUUAAACGUUAAAUUUCUCUUGGAUCACGGCGCCGAUCACUCUUUACGGUGUGGACGUGGUUUAACACCGCUUCAGUUGGCCAUCGAACUCCAGCAGUUGGAUUGCAUAAAUUUACUCUUAGAAGCUGGUGCUGAUUUCAUGAUUAGAGAUCGCAGAAAUCGCCUUCUCCUACAUAGCGAGUUUUAUAGGAAUGGCCAUAAUGGCAUCGUUAAGAUUCUUUUAGACAAAAUUCCAAAAGAUCAGAAUUACGCGGACGACCGCGGCUUGACGCUUCUUCACAUGGCUACUUGGUGUCGUCGGUUAGACAUUGUUGAGAGCUUACUUGCCCAAAACUGCUGCCCUAAUGGGCGCAUCAUCGCGAUUAAUGAAACUAGUGGCGAAACAUCAGCGGUUGAUAUGCACGACCUGACUGGUUUGACCCCGCUGCACAUAGCUCUGAGCAAGGGUGAUUCGUGGAGCGUCAACGAAUUGUUAUUAGCCGGUGCUGAUAUCAACGCAGAAGAUAACGAAGGCCGCUCGACGAUCGCGUCGUUUCAUGACUAUACGUCCAUUGAUAAUGAUGAUGAUGAUGAUGAUGAUGAUUAUGAUUAUGAUGAUGAUGAUGAUGAUGAUACUAUAAAAAAUUUCAGCACAAAUCAUCUGGUAAUAGAGUUGCAGAUUGCGAACCAUCUGAAAAAAAUGGAAGUCGCUGGACUGUACGUUAGCGAUAAAGUUAAGAAUGACUUUAUCGAGGGGCAUAAAAAAAUACAGUGGGUUAGAGAACGGGCGAUCAGCGAUAGGGUGUGCGCAGCCGAACUGGAAAAGCUGCAACAAACGAGAAUCGACGGAUGCGGCGGUGAAAAUUUGCGCAGUAUUCUCUACAAAGCCGAGGAGCAAAUAGUCUGGCUUAUUAAAAACAAAAAGCUGGCGACUCAAUUGAAUCCGGAACGUCUGGAAGAUUUGGUGAGGGAAUUUCCCUUGUACGGUGUCAUGAUCAAAUCUCAGGUGAACAAAGGUUUGAGAAAAAUUCCGAGGGAUCAAAAGGCGAGGGAUAGUUUGACCGGCUUGACUGGCAUAAGUUUGCCUGAACUGUGUUCUAGACAUAUUUUCAAACAUUUAAUGAACGAGCAUCUUGAGAAUCUAAUUGAUGCGAAUCUGAAAAGGCUGAAAAAAUGUUAAACUAUUGUAUUCCGAUCGAGAAACAAAUAAAUAAAUAUUAACUUUUUUUAUAA
Messenger RNA from Nasonia vitripennis (jewel wasp), 3089 nucleotides. RefSeq names its product ankyrin-3-like. The record is from RefSeq and is a predicted model, not a curated record. The transcript is spliced from 2 exons. The coding region runs from base 535 to 3036 and encodes 833 amino acids. Lineage: Eukaryota; Metazoa; Arthropoda; Insecta; Hymenoptera; Pteromalidae. Gene Ontology annotation, molecular function: protein binding.